Messenger RNA from Drosophila grimshawi, 614 nucleotides. Its product is annotated as lipopolysaccharide-induced tumor necrosis factor-alpha factor homolog. The record is from RefSeq and is a predicted model, not a curated record. NCBI's taxonomy places the organism in Eukaryota, Metazoa, Arthropoda, Insecta, Diptera, Drosophilidae. The transcript is spliced from 2 exons. Gene Ontology annotation, molecular function: zinc ion binding. Bases 49 to 501 code for a protein of 150 amino acids.
GGGAUAAUAAUAAAGACAUUCACUGACAGAAGAUAUCACAGAACAGUCAUGGAAAAAACGGAUCCACCUCCAUACACACAGCAACCAAUGCCGCAGGAGCAGACACUGCCACCGAUUGCAUCGACUCAGCCGCCGAUUAGUGUUACGCCAGCGCAGACCUAUCAGCCGUAUCCUGGUGGACCAACACAGCCGCCGCUCUAUCCGCCUAUGGCACAGCAGUCGGGCCCAACCACGGUUGUCAUACACACAACACACACAAGACCCUUAGUGCCCGUUGGCACGGAUCCGCAAUUCUUACGUUGCCCAUUCUGCCAAAACGAUGUGGUCACCACGAUUCACAAGGCGCCCACCUUAACAACGCACAUGUGGGCCAUGGGCUUAUGCCUAAUUGGGUGCUGGCCUUGUGUUUGUAUACCGUAUUGCAUGGAUACCUGCAAGUCGACCGAUCAUUACUGUCCCGUCUGCAAAGCCCUUGUGGGCCAACGAGUGUUAAAUUUGUAGUGAAUUACUUACUCGAGUGUGGCUAAUUAAAGGAACUGACCUAAUGUGACAGAGCUUUGUUAACUUAGUUCAAGUGAUUAAUAAUAAUAAAACAACGACGCAACGGAAACUAA